GAAAGAUUUGCCUCCGUGAAAACCCGUUGAAAAGGCCUCAUUUUCCCGCUCGCUGCUCUCCUCUGCUCGUGCACAGAAGAGCCUAAUCAGGGCUCGAGCUCCUUCAUCCAAAGCGAAGUAUUUGCUCAACUCAACUCAAGCCACUGUGCACUGAAACCCUAGGAUUUCUUCAGAAACCUCACACUAAUGGAGCUCCGCUUUUUUCGCUGAUUGAUUAUGUCCGGAAUGCUCCUCCUGAUGAUUUGCAGUCAUGCUUUGACUAUGUCCUAUUUCCCUUACUGCUUCUCCUCGAUGCCGCCAUUUGUUGCAGUCAUCUUCUAAAGGUGACCCAAAUAGAAACAUAGGAGUGCAAUCAGUGAUAGGGUGGCAGAAGGUGUGUUUUAGUGUUUGGAACAAGUUUUAAAGAAGUGCCUUUUGGUUUCUGUGAAUCAGGUCGGAGAUGCCGAGGACUCGGACCAAUAAUGCGAGCUCCAACAAUGAGAAUGCCGAGGCCCUCGGUGAAGUUUUCAAGAUUUUGGGAGCCAUGACCCAGACGAUGAAGGAGAAUAUGUCGGCUUUGACUGCCUCUGAGCCAAGACUUUAUGAUAGUAGUUUUGUUGAGAAGUUUAAGAAGUUAGGGCCACCCACCUUUGCAGGACUUGAUGGAGUAGAGAAAGUCGAGAGAUGACUGAUGCAGGUUGAGAAGAUCUUUGAAGUCCUGCAAUGCACUGAGGAACAGAAGGUUAGGCUGGGAACCUUCAUGUUAGAAGGAGAUGUUGAGCAUUGGUGGGGCUCAGUGAAGCAAUCAUGGGAACGGUCAGGGACAAAAGUAAACUGGGACACUUUUCUGGAGGCCUUUAAUGAGAAGUACUUCCCUGAUUCUGUAAAGGAGAGGAAAGAAGUAGAGUUUAUAGAAUUGCAACAAGGGAAGUUAACAGUGGAGCAGUAUGCGGCUAAGUUUUUAGAAUUGUCUCGAUAUGCGCCGCAUGUUAUCAAUAUGGAGGCUCAAAAAGUAAAUAAGUUUGAGAGGGGCCUUAUGCUGGAUAUUCGAGGAAGAAUAAUGGCGGCCAAUCUUAAGACUUUUUCCCCACUGGUGGAUCUGGCCAGGAAAAUAGAGAGAGAUUGUGAUGAAUACCGACUGAGGAAGGAGCAGCACAAGACAAGGCCCACGCCUUCGAGAGAUUUCCAAGAGAGAGGAGAUCAGAGACAUGACAACGCCCAGAGGACUUUUCAGGGCGAUAUUAGACAGAAGCAGCCAGUGCCAUGUGGUUCUUGUGGGAAGCUCGGUCACGCGGCUCCCGAGUGCUGGCUAAGGACGAAGCCAUGUUUUAAGUGUGGCAAACUGGGCCACUUGAUCAGAAUUGCCUCGUGAUGGGAGCCGAGCCUAAGCCAAGGACUCAAGGCCGAGUGUUUGCACUUGUAAAUCACGAGGCAAGGGGUUCCACCCCAGAGAACCAAAUUUGAAGAGGCAGAUAGUGCGGUGGGGGAAUGCGCAGGUGGAGCAGGUUGGAAGAGGACCGACUCGUUGAAUUAAUACGCCUAUGUGGAGGUGGACAUUGCCAAAGACAAUUGAAGCAAAUCCAUGCUUAUUUACUUGUAAAUGGACAAUCCCAGAACAACUUCCUCCUCACUAAGCUCAUACGCACCCUUGUAUCAGCCAGGUGCUUAGGCUACGCGCACUCCAUCCUCGACAGUGUUUCCAACCCAAAUGCUUUCUUGUGGACUGCAAUGAUAAGAGCAUACUCCCAAACACAUGAUCAUGCACAGGCGGAACAAGCUCUUCUCCUAUAUACUCAAAUGCAAAAACAAGCAACUCCACCCUUAACCUUCACAUUGUCCUCCACCUUGAAGGCUUGUGCUAGAUUGGCUUCCCUGCACACAGGCAAACAUCUCCACACUCAUGUCAUAGUGCAUGGUCUCCACUCAGACACAUUUGUCCAGACCACUCUUGUUGACAUGUACGCUGCAUGCGGGAACACGGCUGAUGCGCAACUCUUGUUUGAUAGGAUGUCUAUCAAAGAUAUCCAAGCUUGGAAUACAAUGAUCGCGGGGUAUGUGAGGUCGGGUGACUUGACAAGUGCCCUUUCGUUGUUUCACCAAAUGCCUGAGCAAAACGCCCAUUCAAGGGUUGAGAUUGUAAUGGGGUAUGCUAAGGUUGGGAACAUGGAACCUGCUCGUCGCUUGUUUGAAUCUUUGGCUCAUAGAGAUAGAAGUAUCCUUCUUUACACUGCCAUGAUUGUGGGGAACGCCAAGUGUGGGGACAUUAAAAUUGCACGUUCCAUGUUUGAUGACAUGGUGGAGAGAGAUGUGCCCUCUUGGAAUGCCAUGAUUGCUGUUUACGCUCAGAACGGGCGUAGUCAUGAAGCCCUAGAUCUCUUCCGCCUGAUGUUACAAGAGGGAGGAGGGUACCAAAACCAAUUAAGACCUAAUCAGGCUACAAUGGCAAGUGUAAUCUCGGCUUGUGCACAGUCUGGAGCUCCUGGCCUCGCUAAAUGGGUCGGCGAUUUUUUAAGUAAGACUGGGAUGCAGCUCGAUGCCCGUGCAAUGACUGCUCUCAUAGACAUGCAUGCCAAAUGUGGGAACCUAGAUGAGGCUCAAAAGGUGUUUCGAGAAUUAAAAGAGAGAGAUGUGGUUUCAUAUAGUGCCAUGAUCUCGGGGUUUGCCAUCCAUGGGCGUGCCCUCGAAGCAAUCCAGCUCUUCUCAGAGAUGUUGUCACAAAGCUCUCUAGGGUUGAAGCCCGAUGGUGUCAGCUUCAUUGGUGUAUUGACUGCAUGCAGCCACGCGGGUUUGGUGGAGGAUGGAUAUCGAUAUUUUGAGCUCAUGUGCCAAGAGUAUUCCAUCCCACCAACCCCUGAUCACUAUACAUGCAUGGUCGACCUUCUUGGUCGAGCUGGACGCAUAGAAGAUGCAUACAAGUUCAUACAGAAAGGCAUCACAGUGAUGGGUGGAAAAAUUGGGGACCAUGCUGGUGUUUGGGGGGCCUUGCUUAGUGCAUGUAGGUUGAUGCAUGAUGUUAAUAACAGUCAUAAUGAUUAUUUGGUACAAAUUGCAGAGACUGCAGCAUAUCAUCUUUUCGAAUUGGAGUCAGAAAAUGCGGCAAAUUUUGUGAUGCUCUCUGAUAUCUAUGCAAAGGCGAAGAGGUGGGAGGAGGUGGGCAAGGUUCGGGAGAUGAUGAGGCGCAAAGGAAUAAGAAAGGCACCAGGUUGUAGUUGGACAGAGUCAGAGGAUGGUGUGGUUCACAAAUUUACCACAGGGGAUACUUCACACCCCCUUUCAAAUGUUAUACAUGAAUCGUUGGGGGAGCUCAUGCAAGAGCUCAAGGACAAGGAGGGGUUUGUGCCCAAAAUUGAGUUGGUUUUGCAUGAUGUGAGUGAUCUAGAGAAGGAGCAGCUCCUCAUGUGCCAUAGUGAGAAGCUGGCCAUUGUUUUUGGGCUCAUUACAAGUGAUCAUAAUACCCCAAUCCAAGUUAUGAAGAAUUUGCGGGUUUGCGAAGAUUGCCAUAGUGCCAUUAAGAAAAUAUCCAAGAUCAAGAGGCGUGAAAUCCUUCUUCGGGACAAUAUUCGUUACCAUCAUUUCAAGGAUGGUACUUGUUCAUGUGGGGACUACUGGUGACUCCACAAAAGUGCUUGAUAUUUGCACCGGUGGUAUUUUCUUGUCUGCUAGAGAGAGAUCAAAAGUGACCCAGUCCUAGAUGGAAUGAUUUGGACCCAUCUCCAGUGUCAUCCUACGAUGGUUGGUGGAGAUAAUCUAUGUCUUAAUCAAAACUCAAAUGUAAUGAUUCGGACCCCAUCUCCGCUGUCAGACAAACUCAGAUGGAAUUUAUGCAUCAUCUCUACCAGCCAUCAUAGGAAUGGUUCCCAGUGAAAUAUUCUUACUUUUCAAAUGUUUUUGAGCUCAUGGGGUGAACCCAAAGCCUAGUGGUUUAUUUUCUUAUAGUUGGUGUCUCUUUAGAAUUUUCAUUUGUGCAGGAGACUCAGAGUGUCUGUUAGGGCUAUGUAGUGGGCUUCCUCAACUACUCAUCCGUCAGGAAUCCUGAAGGAUCAAGUAAUUCUCUAAUAUGGGGACAACAAAUCGUGCAAGUAUUGGCCUAUAUACACUGCCAAAAUUUGGGAAUGUGCGGGUCAACUCCAUUGGUUUUCUGCCUGGACAAUUUACCUCGCUUCAACAAACUCAACCAUCUCAAGAUUAUCCUUCUUUCUCUUGACUCAUCAGUUUCUUGUGAGUGAUAAUGCCCUUGGGUGUAUUUUUGGAAACAGUUACCUUUGGAUGAGCAUGUGGACAUCUACGAAAUGCUUUUUUGCGAACUCAGGGCAGCUGGUGAAAUAGUCAAAGAUUCUGAAUUAGUUUGACAGGUCACUCGAAAAUACGGCAGCUCAUUUUUCUUGCAAAGUUGUUUACAAAAUGAUUGCCCCUUCUUUGAUGUUUAAUACAUGCCAUUGUUAUUUUGUUCUAUGUAAACUCCACAUCUUUGUCUUGACAUCUUUGUUUUAGUAGGCUGGUUCUGAGACCGAUGCUUUAUUUAUAUGUUUCAAGCUAUGCAAGUGCAUUUCUUGGGCUUUUAACAGUA
This is a messenger RNA of Amborella trichopoda, 4546 nucleotides long. The record is from RefSeq and is a predicted model, not a curated record. NCBI's taxonomy places the organism in Eukaryota, Viridiplantae, Streptophyta, Magnoliopsida, Amborellales, Amborellaceae.